Messenger RNA from Oryza sativa Japonica Group (Japanese rice), 804 nucleotides. NCBI's taxonomy places the organism in Eukaryota, Viridiplantae, Streptophyta, Magnoliopsida, Poales, Poaceae. The record is from RefSeq and is a predicted model, not a curated record.
AUGACGAUCAACUAUCUGCUACCCGACGACGUGCUCGCUGACGUCCUCGGCCGCCUCCCACCACGCAGCCUCGCCGCCGCACGGUGCGUCUGCGCGGCCUGGCGGGCCACCAUCGACGACCGCCGCCUGCUGCGCACGGAUCUCCUCCCGCUCUCGCUCGCCGGCAUCUUCAUCCACUUCGAUGACCUCAGGUUCCCAGAAUUCUUCUCCCGCCCGUCGACGCCAACGACCCCUGCAAUCAGCGGCAAGCUUGACUACAUGCCUAACAAAUAUGCGCUCUACGCCGUGAAUGAUCAUUGCAACGGUCUCCUCCUGCUAUACACCCACGUGGUUAAUCCGGCCACGCGACGGUGCGUGACCUUGCCCCUACUGCCACCGUCUCGGGGUACCUUUAGCGAUAACUACAUCGUGUUCGAUCCCACUGUAUCACCGCACUACGAGGUGAUCAGGAUCUCUUACCUUAUGUGCAAUAUGAGACUUGACCCAAUCAUAAGGGAGUCGGAAUGGCCACCAUCACCAUUUCUAUUGAAUGUCUUCUCGUCGGCGACAAAGCAAUGGGAGGAUCGGUUAUUUGUCAGGGAAGGGGAGGCUGCAGGCACCAUCGGCGACUUAGUGAAGCUUUAUUCUAGACAACACUAUGCUGCCUACUGGCAUGGUGCACUUUACGUGCAUAGGUGCAAUUAUGUGACAAGACUAUCAUUGACUGAUGGAAAGUACAAAGUAAUCAAGAAUCCACAAGAUAUUGACAUGAGCAAGUGUCUAAAGUUUUAUCUUGGAAAAUCAGAGAAUGGGAAACAACCUUAA